GUCUUUUUAACUCUUUUUUCCUUGCUUGCUUGACGCAACCAAUCUAUAAAACUACAACGAUUGCUCCUAUCUCUCGGUCUCUCUCUCUCCAUGACAAUAAUGGGGUCGCUCUCUGCCGUCAACGGGCCUCUGCAUUAUCCAGUUGCUCGCCGGGACGAGUCUGUGGUUGACGACUACCACGGCGUUAAGGUCGCCGAUCCUUAUCGAUGGCUUGAAGAUCCUGAUGCGGAGGAAGUGAAAGAGUUCGUGCAGGAGCAGGUGAAAUUGACGGAAAGUGUGUUGAAGUCAUGCGAGGCAAGAGAAAAGCUUAGUGAGAAAAUCACGAAGCUGUUUGAUCAUCCGCGCUAUGACGCUCCCUUCAAACAAGGGAAUAAAUAUUUCUACUUCCAUAACACCGGGCUUCAAGCUCAAGACGUUCUCUACGUGCAGGAUAAUUUGGACGGAGAGCCGGAGGUUUUACUUGAUCCAAAUGCUCUUAGCGAGGAUGGAACAGUCUCAUUGAACACGAUAUCGGUCAGUGAGGAUGCUAAGUACUUGGCUUACGGGAUUAGCUCGAGUGGGAGUGAUUGGGUCACAGUCAAAGUUAUGCAUGUUGAGAAUAAGAGAGUCGAGGCUGACACGUUAUCUUGGGUUAAGUUUUCAGGUAUUAGUUGGACCCAUGACAGCAAAGGGUUUUUCUAUAGCCGUUACCCAGCUCCCAAAGACGGAGAAAACUUAGAUGCUGGGACAGAGACUAGUUCUAAUCUCUACCAUGAAUUAUGCUAUCAUUUUUUGGGCACAGAUCAAUCUGAAGAUAUACUAUGCUGGAGAGAUCCUGAAAACCCUAAAUACAUGUUUGGAGCUAGUGUGACAGACGAUGGGAAGUAUCUUCUGCUGUACAUUGAUGAAAGCUGUGAUCCAGUGAACAAAGUGUACUACUGUGAUAUGUCUGCAUUUCCUCAAGGCCUUGAAGGUUUCAAAGGAAAUCAUCUGCUUCCAUUUAUCAAGCUUAUUGAUGAAUUUGAUGCACAGUAUCAAGCCAUUGCAAAUGAUGAAACCCUGUUUACUUUUUUGACUAAUAAAGAUGCUCCUAAAUAUAAACUAGUCCGGGUAGAUUUGAAGGAGCCAAGUAUUUGGACAGAUGUUGUCCCAGAAGCUGCAAAGGAUGUUCUAGAAUCAGCAUGUGCUGUUAAUGGUGAUCAGAUGAUUGUAAGCUACUUGAGUGAUGUCAAGUAUGUUUUACAGGUGAGGGAUCUGAAAACAGGAUCCUUGGUGCAUCAAUUACCUAUUGACAUUGGCUCAGUUAAUGGGAUAUCCGCAAGACGGAAAGACAGUACAGUAUUUAUUGGAUUUACUAGUUUUCUUACCCCUGGUAUCAUAUAUCAAUGCAAUUUAGAUGCUGAAGUUCCAGAUAUGAAGAUAUUUCGAGAAAUUAGUGUAGCAGGAUUUGAUCGCACAGAAUUCCAUGUGGAGCAGGCUUUUUUCCCUAGUAAGGAUGGUACCAAGAUACCAAUGUUUAUUGUGGCCAAGAAGAAUAUAAAAUUGGAUGGAUCACAUCCGUGUUUGUUAUAUGGAUAUGGUGGAUUUAACAUUAGUCUGACACCAUCAUUUAGUGUCAGUCGUAUUAUACUCACAAGGCAUUUAGGUGUUGUCUACUGCAUUGCAAAUAUUCGUGGUGGUGGAGAAUAUGGUGAGGAAUGGCACAAAGCAGGCUCACUUGCAAAAAAGCAGAAUUGCUUUGAUGACUUCAUUUCUGCUGCUGAAUACCUUAUAUCUACUGGUUAUACCCAACCGAGUAAGUUGUGCAUUGAAGGUGGAAGCAACGGUGGGCUUCUUAUUGGGGCUUCCAUAAAUCAGAGACCAGAUCUUUUUGGUUGUGCUUUGGCUCAUGUUGGUGUUAUGGACAUGCUGCGGUUUCACAAGUUUACAAUAGGUCAUGCGUGGACUUCUGAUUAUGGCUGUUCAGACAAGGAGGAAGAGUUUCAUUGGCUAAUUAAGUACUCACCACUGCACAAUGUGCAAAGACCAUGGGAACAACAUCCUGAUCAACCUUGUCAGUACCCAUCAACCAUGCUACUUACUGCUGAUCAUGAUGAUCGAGUUGUACCAUUACACUCGCUGAAGUUGUUGGCGACCAUGCAGUAUGUUCUCUGCACAAGCUUGGAGAAUAGCCCCCAGGCCAACCCAAUAAUAGGUCGCAUUGAGUGUAAGGCUGGACAUGGAGCUGGGCGUCCAACACAAAAAAUGAUUGAUGAAGCGGCCGAUCGGUACAGCUUCAUGGCAAAGGUGUUGGAUGCAACUUGGAAUGAGUAGCAGAUGAAUAUAUGGACAUCGGAAAAAAAAGAGCUAGGGAACAUUUCAGGUUCAUUUUCCCCAUUCCCCAUAGAACAGUCGAAAUUAUUAAGAUUGACCAUUAUUUGCAGCUAUAUUAUUAUUAUCAUUUUUUUUUGGAAAGAACAAGUUAAAAAUUGGUUAUUGACAGGUUUCAGUUUUUGGUUGUC
Molecule: messenger RNA, 2480 nt
Organism: Manihot esculenta (cassava)
Lineage: Eukaryota; Viridiplantae; Streptophyta; Magnoliopsida; Malpighiales; Euphorbiaceae
Product: prolyl endopeptidase
Exons: 12
Coding region: 91-2292 (733 amino acids)
Biological process (GO): proteolysis
Cellular component (GO): cytosol
Molecular function (GO): oligopeptidase activity; serine-type endopeptidase activity
Source: RefSeq, a predicted model, not a curated record